GGGAAGUCUCGUGACAUCACCGCUCGUGUACGCUCCGCCAUUUUGAUCAUCUUCACUGAUUCAUCUUCUUACCCAAUUUUGGGGCGGUGUUUACCUAAAGUAGAAUUCUUCAAAUAGCUUUAAAAUGUCGGACGGAGAACAACCAACGUAUGUAGCCUUUUUUGGAGUUAUGGGAGCGACUGCGGCUAUGGUUUUUAGCGCCCUUGGAGCAGCCUAUGGAACGGCUAAAAGUGGUACUGGUAUUGCAGCCAUGAGUGUGAUGAGGCCAGAACUGAUCAUGAAGUCUAUCAUUCCAGUCGUUAUGGCUGGUAUUGUUGCUAUCUAUGGUCUUGUCGUGGCUGUACUUAUAGGCAGUGCAAUUGAUCCAAAGGAAUAUACACUAUUCAAGAGCUUUGUCGAUCUUGGUGCAGGACUUAGCGUAGGCUUGAGUGGUCUUGCUGCUGGUUUUGCCAUUGGAAUAGUCGGAGACGCAGGAGUUAGAGGCACUGCUCAACAACCUCGCCUUUUUGUUGGAAUGAUUCUCAUUCUUAUUUUCGCUGAAGUACUGGGAUUGUAUGGAUUGAUUGUAGCUCUUAUCCUUACGACCAAGAGUGCUAAAUAAAUACCCUGAUUCACUAAUAUCUUAAUAAUGUUCACAUGUACUUGUAAUAUUAUCAAGAAAAUCCUAAACAGAGGGGGAGACAGUAACUGUGAAUUUCUUAAAUAAGUAAUGGGUUGGUUAUUGGAAGAUAUGAUACUGUCUAAGAGUUUAUUUUUUACUUUCUCUUCAAAAUUCUUGGUAACAUUUAAUCCACAUUGUGGUUCUCAGUUGAAUGAACAAAAUUUUGUACAUGCUGAACAGAACAAUUAUCAAGAACUAUUAGCUUUUUUUCUUUAAAAAAUUGUCCCUAAAAGUGCUGGCAUUUUGCUACUUAUUAGUUUAGUUUUUUUCAUUAAUUCCCUCGUGAUUUGAGCUCUGUUUUGGCCACAAAACAUGUUAAGUAGAAUGGAUAUUUGAAUUGUACAGCUCGGAAACCCUAAAAAUACAAAUGAAUUUUUGGUGGGAUAAAUGUUUCCUCAAAACUCACUAUUAAAUUUUAAAAAAAUAUCUGCACCUCAUUAGUAUAAUUUUCUUUUCUAUUACGACAGCCAAGAACAAAGGAAAGUCUGAUGAUUCCUAUAGCUUUUCUUAAGAGAUUUUGCUUAUCUGACCACUAUUCAAGACUGGAAUCUCACAGGAAAAAAAACAGAUUCCCAAAUUGGGAAUUCGAACACGAACGUUGGGAUUUAUUGUUGGGAAGUUCCUUCUAAUACCCAAUAGAAAAACAAAAUUCCCAACAAACUAACAUCAGGAAUCAGUGCCACCUUCCCAAUUUUGUUCUCUCUGGGAAUUGGAUGGGAAUUUGUUGGGAAUUCAGGGAAAUUCCCGAGAACAAAUUCCCAAUUUGGGAAUCCGGUUUUUUUCCCUGUGCGAGUAGAAGACGACAUUAAAGUAUGGCAUUGAAGUGUCCAGUUCACUAGUCUUGCAUGACAUACUUUAACUGUCAUCAAAAGUAGGCUUAUCUUUCAAUUACAUCCAAUUCUGAUUAAAAAUAAAAAUCUUUUACUGUGUAUACUUGAAUCAAACUAUUGAUCAAACCAUAGUAGUAAUCUUCAUUGAAAAACCCAGUCCUAUAUAAGUCGAUGUUUAUCUAGAGUACUGUAAGGUGAUUGGCUGUUAGCUGCUAUAUGCAUGUAUUCUAUGCAGACGUAAUCACAUUAAUUAAUUCUGAUCUUGAAUCUUGCCUUUAAAUGUUAUGGUUGAUGCAAUUGCAACAAAGAGGGGAAGGAAUUGUGAGCUUUAUAAACUGAAAAAUAAAGUACUGAUCAAGUGAA
Messenger RNA from Actinia tenebrosa (Australian red waratah sea anemone), 1854 nucleotides. Its product is annotated as V-type proton ATPase 16 kDa proteolipid subunit c. The record is from RefSeq and is a predicted model, not a curated record. NCBI's taxonomy places the organism in Eukaryota, Metazoa, Cnidaria, Anthozoa, Actiniaria, Actiniidae. Gene Ontology annotation, cellular component: proton-transporting V-type ATPase, V0 domain. Gene Ontology annotation, molecular function: proton-transporting ATPase activity, rotational mechanism. Gene Ontology annotation, biological process: proton transmembrane transport.